This is a messenger RNA of Pezoporus flaviventris, 3309 nucleotides long. It is a transcript of the gene SUPT5H, whose product is annotated as SPT5 homolog, DSIF elongation factor subunit. The transcript is spliced from 29 exons. The coding region runs from base 26 to 3265 and encodes 1079 amino acids. Gene Ontology annotation, cellular component: DSIF complex. The record is from RefSeq and is a predicted model, not a curated record. Gene Ontology annotation, molecular function: mRNA binding; protein binding. Lineage: Eukaryota; Metazoa; Chordata; Aves; Psittaciformes; Psittacidae. Gene Ontology annotation, biological process: regulation of transcription by RNA polymerase II; transcription elongation-coupled chromatin remodeling; transcription elongation by RNA polymerase II.
CAUAGGUGCCCCACCCGGCCCCACGAUGUCGGACAGUGACGACAGCAACUUCUCUGAGGACGAGAGUGAGCGCAGCAGUGAGGCUGAGGAGGCCGAGGCCGAGGAGGAGCGCGCCAGCGCCGCAGGCAGCGAGAAAGAGGAGGCCGAGGAGGAGGAGGAGGAGGAGGAAGAGGAAUACGAUGAGGAAGAGGAGGAGGAAGACGAUGACCGCCCUGCCAAGAAGCCCCGGCACGGGGGCUUCAUCCUGGAUGAGGCCGAUGUGGAUGAUGAGUACGAGGACGAGGAUCAAUGGGAGGAUGGAGCCGAGGACAUCCUGGAGAAAGAGGAGAUCGAAGCUUCCAACAUUGACAACGUGGUGCUGGAUGAGGAUCGCUCUGGAGCGCGGCGCCUGCAGAACCUCUGGAGGGAUCAGCGGGAGGAAGAGCUGGGCGAGUAUUACAUGAAGAAAUAUGCCAAGUCCUCAGUGGGAGAGACUGUUUAUGGCGGCUCCGAUGAGCUCUCAGAUGACAUCACCCAACAGCAGCUGCUGCCGGGGGUCAAGGACCCCAACCUCUGGACCGUAAAGUGCAAGAUCGGGGAGGAACGCUCCACCGCCAUCGCCCUCAUGCGCAAGUUCAUCGCUUACCAGUUCACUGACACGCCGCUGCAGAUCAAGUCGGUGGUGGCACCGGAGCACGUCAAGGGCUACAUCUACGUGGAGGCCUACAAACAGACGCACGUGAAGCAGGCAAUCGAGGGCGUGGGCAACCUGCGCCUGGGCUACUGGAACCAGCAGAUGGUCCCUAUCAAGGAGAUGACCGACGUGCUCAAGGUGGUCAAGGAGGUCACCAACCUCAAGCCGAAGUCCUGGGUGCGCCUCAAGAGAGGCAUCUACAAGGAUGACAUCGCCCAAGUGGAUUACGUGGAGCCCAGCCAGAACCAGAUCUCCCUCAAGAUGAUUCCUCGCAUCGACUUCGACCGCAUCAAAGCCCGCAUGAGCCUGAAGGACUGGUUCGCCAAGAGGAAGAAGUUCAAGAGACCCCCCCAGCGCCUUUUUGAUGCCGAGAAGAUCCGGUCGCUGGGAGGGGACGUGGCCUCCGAUGGGGAUUUCCUCAUCUUCGAAGGGAACCGCUACAGCCGGAAGGGGUUCCUGUUCAAGAGCUUUGCGAUGUCGGCCGUGAUCACGGAGGGGGUGAAGCCGACGCUGUCAGAGCUGGAGAAGUUUGAGGACCAGCCCGAAGGCAUCGACCUGGAGGUGGUGACAGAGAGCACAGGGAAGGAGCGGGAGCACAACUUCCAGCCGGGAGACAACGUGGAGGUGUGCGAGGGGGAGCUCAUCAACCUGCAGGGCAAGAUCCUCAGCGUGGAUGGCAACAAGAUCACCAUCAUGCCCAAGCACGAGGACCUCAAGGACAUGCUGGAGUUCCCAGCCCAGGAGCUGCGCAAGUACUUCAAGAUGGGCGACCACGUGAAGGUGAUCGCGGGGCGCUUCGAGGGCGACACUGGCCUCAUCGUGCGCGUGGAGGAGAACUUCGUCAUCCUCUUCUCUGACCUCACCAUGCACGAGCUGAAGGUGCUGCCCCGAGACCUGCAGCUCUGCUCGGAGACGGCCUCCGGGGUGGAUGUUGGGGGGCAGCACGAGUGGGGGGAGCUGGUGCAGCUCGACCCCCAGAGCGUGGGGGUCAUCGUGCGCCUGGAGCGGGAGACGUUCCAGGUGCUGAAUAUGUACGGGAAGGUGGUGACAGUGCGGCACCAGGCGGUCACCAGGAAGAAGGACAAUCGCUUCGCUGUGGCGCUGGACUCGGAGCAGAACAACAUCCACGUCAAGGACAUCGUCAAAGUCAUUGAUGGGCCCCAUUCGGGCCGGGAAGGGGAGAUCCGGCACCUCUUCCGCGGCUUCGCCUUCCUGCACUGCAAGAAGCUGGUGGAGAAUGGGGGCAUGUUCGUGUGCAAGACCAGGCACCUGGUGCUGGCUGGGGGCUCCAAGCCCCGGGACGUCACCAACUUCACCAUCGGCGGCUUCGCGCCCAUGAGCCCCCGCAUCAGCAGCCCCAUGCACCCCAGUGGUGCUGGCCAGCGCGGAGGCUUCGGCUCCGGUGGGAUGAGCCGUGGCCGCGGGCGCCGGGACAACGACCUCAUUGGCCAGACCGUGCGCAUCUCUCAGGGGCCCUACAAAGGGUACAUCGGGGUGGUGAAGGAUGCCACCGAGUCCACGGCGCGCGUGGAGCUGCACUCGACCUGCCAGACCAUCUCCGUGGACCGGCAGCGCCUCACCACCGUGGGCUCACGGCGGCCGGGGGGGAUGACCUCUGCCUAUGGGCGCACCCCCAUGUAUGGCUCCCAGACCCCCAUGUACGGCUCUGGGUCUCGCACCCCCAUGUACGGCUCCCAGACCCCCCUGCACGAUGGCAGCCGCACCCCACACUAUGGAUCCCAGACCCCACUGCAUGACGGGAGCCGCACCCCAGCCCAGAGCGGGGCCUGGGACCCCAACAACCCCAACACCCCCUCCAGGGCGGAUGAGGACUUCGAGUACGGCUUCGACGACGAGCCCACCCCGUCCCCGCAGGGAUAUGGGGGGACCCCAAACCCCCAAACCCCCGGGUACCCCGACCCCUCAUCCCCACAGGUCAACCAGCCCUACAACCCCCAGACCCCUGGCACGCCGGCCAUGUACAACACGGAGCAGUUCUCCCCCUACGCGGUGCCGUCGCCGCAGGGCUCGUACCAACCCAGCCCCAGUCCCCAGAGCUACCACCAGGUAGCGCCCAGCCCCGUGGGCUACCAGAACAGCCACUCACCGGCCAGCUACCACCCGACGCCAUCCCCCAUGGCUUAUCAGGCCAGCCCCAGCCCCAGCCCUGUGGGGUACAGCCCCAUGACCCCUGGGGCACCGUCGCCAGGGGGGUACAACCCGCACACCCCGGGCUCGGGCAUCGAGCAGAGCUCCAGCGACUGGGUCACCACUGACAUCCAGGUGAAGGUGCGGGACACGGCGCUCGACAGCCCCAGUGUGGGGCAGACCGGCGUCAUCCGCAGCGUCACGGGGGGGAUGUGCUCUGUGUACCUCAAGGACAGCGAGAAGGUGGUGAGCAUCUCCAGCGAGCACCUGGAGCCCGUCACCCCCACCAAGAGCAACAAGGUGAAGGUGAUCCUGGGCGAGGACCGGGAAGCCACUGGGAUCCUGCUCAGCAUCGAUGGGGAGGACGGGAUCGUCCGCAUGGACCUGGAGGAGCAGCUCAAGAUCCUCAACCUGCGCUUCCUCGGGAAGCUGCUGGAGGCCUGAGCCCCACCCCGCGACCCCGUGGUCUUGUGCCCCCCAUUUCCCCC